Messenger RNA from Drosophila santomea, 682 nucleotides. RefSeq lists its product as uncharacterized. NCBI's taxonomy places the organism in Eukaryota, Metazoa, Arthropoda, Insecta, Diptera, Drosophilidae. Bases 329 to 598 code for a protein of 89 amino acids. The record is from RefSeq and is a predicted model, not a curated record. The transcript is spliced from 2 exons.
AAAGAAAUAUGUGCCAAACUAAAUCGCUAGUCUGUGGUCAUUGCAAAAUAUAGGCAGGCAGGCAAAGAAGAAAGUGACAACGUUUCUGGGUCAAAUCAGAAGCGUGUGGACGCUCAAUGUCGCUGGGCCAGAAGCAACAAGAAAAGUGGGUCUAGUGGCCAUUGUUUUCAGCUUGUUGAUGUGCACAAUGGAAAGGCCGAUGCAUACAGAUACAAAUUCUCAGAUAUCUAUAUUUGAAAUCUGGACAACAGCUGGAAGAGGCAAAGGUAAAGAAACGGCAAAAGACCUGAAUGCGGAUUAGUUGCAAAACGUUGCUCGAGUCUCGGAGAUGGCACUGCAGCUGCAAAUUGAGAAGCUCAAAGGUUUGGACAACUACAAGGCCUGGUCGAUGACGGUGCGGGCGUAUCUGGAGUCGGAGGAACUCUGGACGGUGGUGGAGAAUGGUCCCGAGAACAACGAGGAGUCCCUGCUGAAGGACAAGCGAGCCAAGUUUUUGAUUCUCUGCCUGAUCGAGACCAAGCUGUGCCAAUUCAUGGUCAGCAUCCGCACGGCCCGGGAUCUGUGGAAUUACUUGCGCACCCAGCACUCGCUGCGUUAAAGUAGAAAUCAAUAUAGAUCAGUUUCAGUCCAUUGUAUUACAAAUAUGUAUAUGAAUUACAUUUGGAAAGAAUAGCGCUUUUUU